Fusarium graminearum PH-1 is the source of this 1876-nucleotide messenger RNA. RefSeq lists its product as uncharacterized. The record is from RefSeq and is a predicted model, not a curated record. Gene Ontology annotation, molecular function: mannan endo-1,6-alpha-mannosidase activity. NCBI's taxonomy places the organism in Eukaryota, Fungi, Ascomycota, Sordariomycetes, Hypocreales, Nectriaceae. Gene Ontology annotation, biological process: fungal-type cell wall biogenesis; carbohydrate catabolic process. The coding region runs from base 310 to 1695 and encodes 461 amino acids. The transcript has 4 exons.
UCCAUUUCUUUUCCUUGGCACUUUGACUUUCUUCAACAACAUCCCAUCCCAUCCCAUCCCAUCCUCCGUUUGUCGAUUUAUCCAUCACACAAGACUCUACGUCUCGGUUCCGUUUUCUUUUAGUUUGAUAUUCACUAUCGACUCUCGCUUUGACUGCUCAGUCAGUCAUUAAUAGUUAUCGCAUCUACUCGAUAUUUGUCGCACCCGAACCUUCCUUGGGCGCGCCCCCAACCCUCGCUUUCUGACGUCGGCAUCUUCGCUCGUUCUUCUCGACGCCGCUCACUUUGAUUCCGCUCGGACUCAUCCACCAUGAAGUCCUUUUAUUCCGCCGGCGCAAUUGCGCUUUUGGCUUCAACGGGUCUUGUCAGCGCCCAGGUGUCGCCGUACAGCAUCUCAAGCACAGACGCCAUCAAGAAAUCAGCCAAGCAGCUCGCAGCUGAUUUGAUCGAAUACUACCACGGAAAUGACCCCGGUGGUAUUCCAGGUAUCCUUCCCGGUCCUCCUCCCAACGGCGACUACUACUGGUGGGAAGGUGGUGCGAUGUGGGGGACGUAUAUGGAUUACUGGAGGUGCACUGGCGAUACGAAAUACAACGACCUCGUCAUGCAGGGCAUGCAGUUCCAAGUCGGAGACGAUCAAGAUUACCAGCCCAGCAACGUCACUCUAUCUCUCGGAAAUGACGAUCAAGGCUUCUGGGGCAUGUCUGCCAUGUUGGCUGCCGAGUUGGCAUUCCCCAACCCUCCUUCAGAUCAGCCUGGCUGGCUAGCUCUCGCUCAAGCUGUUUUCAACACUCAGGCCAACCCUGACCGACACGACGAUACUUGUGGUGGUGGUCUUCGAUGGCAGAUUCCUCGAACAAACAACGGUUACGAUUACAAGAACAGUAUCGCCAACGGUUGUUUCUUCAACCUAGGUGCCCGACUUGCUCGAUACACGGGCAACAAGACCUAUGCCGACUGGGCUGAGAAGACAUGGGACUGGAUGGAGGGCGUUGGUUUCCUCGACCCCACCUCUUAUAAGAUUUACGAUGGUGGUCACGUUGGAAAGAACUGCACCGAUAUCAACAAGGCCCAAUUCUCUUACAACUCUGGUGUUUUCCUCCAGGGCGCUGCUUUUAUGUACAACCACACCGAUGGCGAGCAAAAGUGGGAGCAACGUCUCGAUAAGCUGGUUGAUGCUACCAUCUCAAACUUCUUCCCCAAGGAUAUCGCUGUUGAAAUCGCCUGCGAGAACCACGACACUUGCACCACCGAUAUGUACUCCUUCAAGGGCUACGUCCACCGCUGGAUGUCACAAGCGACCCAUCUUGCGCCUUUCAUCCGACCCAAGAUUCUCCCUGUCCUCGAAAAGUCCGCCCAAGCUGCCAUUGCCCAAUGCACUGGCGGAGACACUGGACGUGUGUGUGGUUUCAAGUGGGCCAGCGGCAAGUAUGAUGGCAAGACCGGUGCUGGUCAGCAGAUGAACGUCCUCGCAGCCGUGUCGUCUCUUCUCAUGGAGAACACCCCUCCUCCUGUCACAGCGAAGAAGGGAGGUACCUCCAAGGGUAACCCCAAUGCUGGUAACGUCGGAGACGGCAAGAUCGACAAGACUUACGGACCUCUUACUACUGCUGACAAGGCUGGUGCUGGUAUCCUGACCUUCCUGGUUCUGUCUUUUGCCUGCGGCAUGUUUGGCUGGAUGAGUCUGGGCAAAUAAAAUGGGAUCUUGCUUGAUAAUAUAAUGAUGCCGAACGACGCAGUCCGGUAGCACAUUUGUGCUUGUUUGCAGCAAUUUGAAGGAAUGGUAUUUCCGGGCGUUGGAUGGAGUAUACUUGACACAAGCAGUCAGGAGGCUGUGCUAUCUAUUUCUCUUUAAAUUUUACAAUGUUCACAGUAAA